CCUUCUUCUUCUCCUCUGUGCUAACUGCCGAGAACCUACAGUUGAUCCGUCGCUAUAUCUCUCUCUAUAACCACCUCCGGCAAAUCGGACGAACUACGGGCAGAAGAAGAGAAGAAGAUUAACAAGUACAAGCUUCUCAUUUCUCGAUUUACCAAUCGGAGAUCUCUACGGUAAAUUCGUCUGUAGAUAGAAGAGAAGAGAAGAGAAGAGAGCAAAUAUGAAUAUAUUUCGAUUAGCCGGUGAUAUGACUCAUCUUGCCAGUGUUCUCGUCUUACUUCUCAAGAUCCAUACCAUCAAAUCAUGUGCUGGCAUUUCCCUAAAGACACAAGAGCUUUACACCAUUGUCUUUGCUACUCGUUACUUGGACUUGUUUACUGAUUAUAUAUCUCUUUAUAACUCUUUGAUGAAGAUAGUAUUCUUGGCAAGUUCUUUCUUGAUUGUUUGGUACAUUAGACAUCACAAGACUGUUCGCAGAUCUUAUGACAAAGACCAAGACACGUUUCGCCAUUAUUUUCUUUUGCUGCCUUGUUUCUUUCUGGCCUUGCUCAUACAUGAGAGGUUUACCUUCAAAGCGGUAAUGUGGACAUUUUCCUUGUACUUGGAAGCAAUUGCCAUACUUCCUCAGCUCGUGUUGUUGCAAAGGACAAGAAACAUUGACAACUUAACUGGCCAAUAUGUUUUGCUCCUCGGAGCAUAUCGAGGACUCUACAUCCUGAACUGGAUCUACCGAUACUUCACUGAACCUCACUUCGUCCACUGGAUAACUUGGAUAUCAGGACUUGUUCAGACAUUGUUAUAUGCUGAUUUCUUCUAUUACUACUUCCAAAGUUGGAAGAACAACUCAAAGCUUGAAUUGCCUGCUUAAGAAACACGAUUAAUGUAUUGUCUCAAUUUCUUGAUUAUUUUUUUCGUAUUGAAUACUUUAAGAAUCAUUAGAAAUGAGUUAGAAGCUUGUUGUUAUAAGUUGUAGAUAGCAGUAGGUCAUUUGUAGUGACUAGUGAUUAACUAAUAACUAUUAACAGUGCCCGAAAACUAAAUGUUGUUAUGUUGAGAAAUGAUUAUAUCAAAUGAUAUUUUGUUA
Molecule: messenger RNA, 1081 nt
Organism: Impatiens glandulifera
Lineage: Eukaryota; Viridiplantae; Streptophyta; Magnoliopsida; Ericales; Balsaminaceae
Product: ER lumen protein-retaining receptor-like
Exons: 6
Coding region: 218-865 (215 amino acids)
Biological process (GO): protein retention in ER lumen; endoplasmic reticulum to Golgi vesicle-mediated transport
Cellular component (GO): endoplasmic reticulum; cis-Golgi network; membrane
Molecular function (GO): ER lumen protein retrieval receptor activity
Source: RefSeq, a predicted model, not a curated record